AUGGCUCCUCCAGUCUGGACUCUGGUGCUGCUGGUGGGGGCCGCCUGGGGCCAGGGCCACAUGCCUGCCCCUGUCCGGAAGGGGAAGCCUUCAGAAUGGAAGCCAGUUGCUCGCAACUCUAGGGAUAACUCUGUUCUCACUCAGUGUGACUUUGAGGAUAACUCCAACCCCCUCUGUGAUUGGACCCAAGGGUCCACAGAUGACGGGGACUGGACUCGAGCCAGUGGACCCUCCCCCACCGGCAGUAUGGGUCCCCCCGGGGGCUACCCCAACGGAGAGGGCUACUACCUGCACAUGGCAUCAAGCACCUUCCACCGGGGCGGGGUGGCCCGCCUACGCAGCCCCCCCAUAUGGGAGCAAGGCCCCCUCUGCGUGCACUUCGCCUACCACCUGUUUGGGCUUUCGUGGGGCGCCGAGCUCAAACUACUGCUGCUCAGGGACACUAAGAAGAAGCGCCCCAGCCUGCUCUGGAAACAUACUAACACCCAGAGCCCCUCCUGGAUUCCCACCGCUGUCACCGUGCCUAUGGGCCUUGCCCUGCCCAGUCAGGUGAUGUUUGAAGGAGUGAGGGGCAGCACGGCUUACCUGGACAUCGCUCUGGAUGCCAUCUCCAUCCAUAGGGGCUCCUGCAAUCGGAUCUGCAUGAUGCAAAUGUGCAGCUUUGACAUUCCAAAUGAUCUCUGUGGCUGGAGCUGGAUCCCGACAGCCUCUGGGGCCAAGUGGGUCCAGAAGAAGGGGUCGUCCGGGGUGCUGAAAGUGGGGCCUGAGGACGAUUUCUCUAGCCCUGGUGGUGGCUUCUACAUGCUCCUGGACCCCAAGAAUGCAAAACCGCGGCAGAAAUCUGUCCUCCUGAGCCCCCUGAGCCAGUCCUCUGGCUGUUUGAGCCUGUCCUUCCACUACAUCCUCUAUGGCCAGUCACCUGGUGCAGCCCUCGCCGUCUAUGCUUCUGUCUUGGGCAGCAUCAGGAAACACACUCUCUUCUCAGGACAACCUGGACCCAAUUGGCAGCCUGUUACUGUCAAUUACACAGCCCAGGGAGAAAUUCAGUUCACUGUGGUGGGUGUGUUUGGAGAGACCCCAGAGCCAGCUGUGGCAGUGGAUGCGAUCAGCAUUGCUCCCUGUGGGGAGAGCUUUCCUCAGUGUGACUUUGAUGAUGAUGCCCAUCCCUUCUGUGACUGGGCCCAGGCAUCAGGGGAUGGUGGACACUGGACCCGGGGAAGUAAAAAUAUGCACAUGCAGGGUACAGGCGCUUUUGGAGGUUCCCUUAAUGGAGAAGGUCGCUAUAUCUAUGUCGAGGCUGACAAGUUCUCUGAGGCAGGCCAGUCUUGCAGACUGGUGAGCCGGCCCUUCUGUGCCCCGAGUGCGAUCUGUGUGGAGUUUGCUUACCACAUGUACGGCCUAGGAGAGGGCGCUAAACUCAAUCUCCUGCUGGAGAGUCCCACAGGCAGUUUCCCGACUUCUCUCUGGCACCGCGUUGGGUCUCAGAGCCCCGACUGGCUGAACACCUCGGUCACUAUCCCUUCGGGGCAUCAACAGCCCAUGCAGCUGAUAUUGGAGGCCAUCAGAGGGACCAACACUGCCUUUGUUGUCGCUGUGGGUUUUAUCUUGAUCAAUCACGGGACUUGUAGAGUUCCCCCCACUGGCCCUUCUGAAACCCUUGUUUCCACAGAAAAACCUAGGACUCCCACAGAAAAGCCUACAGUCCCCAAAGAAAAACCUAUGACCACCACAGAAAAACCCACUGUCCCCAGUGAAAUAUCCACUGUCCCCACAGAAAAACCCAUGCCCACUGUCCACACAGAAAGACCUACUGUCCACACUGAAAGGACCACCAUCCACACUGAAAGGUCCACUGUCCCCACAGAAAAAUCUACCCUUCCCACAGAGAAACCCACCACCCCUACUGAAAAGACCACCAUCUCCACAGAAAAACCUACCCUUCCUAAAGAAAAACCCACCGUCCCCACUGAAAGGCCCACGGUGCCCACAGAAAAACCCACUGUCCCCACUGAAAGUUCCACCAUCCCCACAGAAAAAUCUACCCUUCCCACAGAAAAACCCACCAUCCACACAGAAAAACCUACCCUUCCCACAGAAAAACCCACCGUCCUUACUGAAAGGCCUACCAUCCCCACAGAAAAACCCACCACCCCUACUGAAAAGACCACCAUCCCCACAGAAAAACCUACCCAUCCCACAGAGAAACCCACCAUCCUCACAGAAAAAUCUACCCUUCCCACAGGGAAACCCACCACCCCUACUGAAAAGACCACCAUCCCCACAGAAAAACCUACCCUUCCUAAAGAAAAACCCACCAUCCCCACUGAAAGGCCCACCAUCCCCACAGAAAAACCUAUCCUUCCCACAGAAAAACCUACCCUUCCCACAGAAAAACCCACCGUCCUUACUGAAAGGCCUACCAUCCCCACAGAAAAACCCAUCCUUCCCACAGAAAAAGCUACCAUCCACACAGAAAAACCUACCCUUCCCACAGAAAAACCUACCCUUCCCGCAGAAAAACCCACCCUUCCCGCAGAAAAACCCACCAUCCCCACUGAAAGGUCUACAGUUCCCACAGAAAAACCCACUGUCCCCACUGAAAGGCCCACCAUCCCCACAGAAAAACCCACCAUCCACACAGAAAAAUCUACACUUCCCACAGAAAAACCCACCACCCCUACUGAAAAGACCACCAUCCCCACAGAAAAACCCACCAUCCCCACAGAAAAACCCACUGUCCUCACUGAAAAGACCACAGUUCCUACAAUACCCCAGCCCAGCCCAACACUUGUACCCAUUGGGCCAACAGUCUUGGUGAUGUCUUCCACUGCUCCAAGUACCUCCACGACCGCUACAACCCCUGGACGCACUCCAGCGAGGUGUCCCCCAAAUGCCCAUUAUGAGCGCUGCACCUGCCCAGCAUACUGUGAGAGACCCAAGCCCAACUGUGGGCCCCCCUGCAAACCUGGCUGUGUCUGCAAUUCUGGCUUCUUGUUUCGGGGAUCCCUCUGCAUCAAUGCCUCGUCCUGCAAUUGCUUCUACAACAACAAUUACUAUAAGCCUGGGGCAGAGUGGUUCAGCUCCAACUGCACAGAACGUUGCCGCUGCAGGCCUGGCAGUCGGAUGGAGUGCCAGAUCUCUCAGUGUGGGACUCACACAGUGUGCCAGCUGAAGAACGGCCACUACGGAUGCCAACCCUACGGCACCGCCACCUGCGCCGUCUACGGAGACCCGCACUAUCUCACCUUUGAUGGAAGACACUUCAACUUGAUGGGCAAACGCACCUACGUCUUGGCCCAACCUUGUGGCAACUCGACAGAGCCAUUCUUCAGGGUGGCGGCAAAGAAUGAAGAUCGAGGACAGGAAGGCAUGUCCUGCCUGAGCAAAGUCUACGUGACCCUGCAUGAGAUCACCAUCACCCUGCUCAGAAACAGGCGCACGCUGGUUGGGGGGAAGCAAGUCUGUCUCCCAGCGGUACCUUCUAAAGGAAUCUUCCUGGCUUCAAGUGGGCGGUUUGUGGAGCUGCAGACGGUGUUUGGUCUGCGGGUGAGAUGGGAUGGCAACCAGCAGCUGUAUAUAAGUGUGCCCAGCACCUACUCUAGCAAACUCUGUGGCUUCUGUGGCAACUAUGACGGGGACGGUAGCAAUGACAACCAGAAGCCCGACGGCAGCCCAGCGCUGGACGAUGAGGAGCUGAGCAACAGCUGGCAGACGGCAGAGGAUGAGGACAAGGAGUGCCAGAAGAACCUGACAGUUCCUCCCUCGUGCAAGUCAGGCUUGCAGAACAGUCUGUCGGGACUACAGUUCUGUGGACGGCUCUUGGACACCCGCGGAGCCUUUGAGGCAUGUCUGCCUCACCUCAAGGCCUCCUCGUUCUUCAAGAGCUGCACGUUUGACAUGUGUAAAUUCCAGGGGCUGCAGCCAGUGCUGUGUGCCCAUAUGGCAGCCUUGACUGAGAUCUGCCAGGAUGCUGGCUAUGCCGUGAAGCCUUGGAGGGGACCCCAAUUCUGCCCAAUGACCUGCCCGCCCAACAGCACGUACACGCUGUGUGCCAGGGUGUGCCCCGCCACCUGCCAUUCUGGGUUCUCUGGCAUGGCCUGCCAGGACCGGUGUGUGGAGGGCUGUGAGUGCAACCCGGGCUUCGUCCUCAGCGGUCUCCAGUGUGUCCCCCACUCCCAGUGUGGGUGCCUCGAGCCCACAGUGGGCUACUUCAAGGUAGGGGAGCGGUGGUUCAAGCCAGGCUGCAGACAGCUCUGUACCUGCGAGAGCAACAAUAAAAUUCGCUGCACGCAGUGGAGGUGUCAGGCCCAGGAGGUCUGUCGUCAGCAGGAUGGCAUCUAUGGCUGCCAUGCCCUAGGGGCCGCCACCUGCACCAUCUCAGGGGACCUCCACUACCUGACGUUCGACGGAGCCUUGCACCACUUCAUGGGCACCUGCAGCUACAUCCUGACCAGGCCUUGCCAGUCUAGGUCCCUAGAGAACUACUUCAUCGUGAGCGCCACCAAUGAGUUUCGCAGUGGGAACUUGGAGGCCUCUUAUGUCAGAUCCGUUCACCUGCACAUCUUCAACCUGAGAAUCUCGCUCAUCAAAGGCCACAAGGUCAUGCUGAAUGGUCGCCGAGUGGCCCUGCCUGUGUGGCCUGCACAAGGCCGGGUGAGCAUAAGGCCUAGCGGUUCCUUUAUCCUCCUCUACACGGACUUUGGGCUUCAAAUUCGCUACGAUGGGAAGCAUCUGGCCGAAGUGACAGUGCCCUCCUCCUAUGCUGGCCGGCUCUGCGGGCUGUGUGGCAACUACAACAACAAUAGCCUGGAUGACAAUCUGCUCCUGGACAAAAGGCCUGUGGCCAGCUCGGAUGGCCUGGGCGUCGCCUGGAAGUUCCCUGAUUACUCUGAAACAGGCUGCUUUGCUAAGGGUCCGAAGCCCUCCAGAUGCCAGGAGAACAGAGGGGCAAACAGCUGGGAAAAGAACUGUGAUGUCUUAAUGGACCCUCAGGGACCCUUCUCUCAGUGCCACGGGGUGGUGCCUCCCCAGUCCAGCUUUGCCAGCUGUGUGUAUGGCCAGUGUGGGACCAAGGGGGACACCCUGACCCUGUGCCGCUCGCUGCAGGCCUAUGCAUCCCUGUGUGCCCAUGCCGGCCGGGCCCCUUCCUGGCGGAAUGGCACCUUCUGCCCUCUGAAGUGCCCGUCCAGCAGCAGCUACAGCCCCUGUGCCAACCCCUGCCCAGCCACCUGCCUCAGCCUGACGGCCCCCAGAGACUGCCCAGCAGCACUGCCCUGUACGGAGGGCUGUGAGUGCCAGAAAGGUCACAUCCUGAGUGGAACCUCCUGUGUGCCCCUCAGCCAGUGCGGCUGCGUCGACCAGGAGGGCUACUACCACCCGGUCGGGGAGAGAUGGUACGCGGACCACGCCUGUUCCAGGCUCUGUACCUGCUCCACUCGCCACGCCAUCUCCUGCCAGCAGGCCGCCUGCAAGCCUGGCCAGACGUGCUGGCCCCUGGAUGGGCUGCUACGCUGCCGGGCUUCAGGUAUGGGAGUGUGCCGUACCUCAAACCACUCUCAGUACCUGAGCUUCGAUGGCACUUACCACACCAUCAGGGACACCUGCACUGGUAUCCUGGUGAAAGUGUGCCACCCCACCAUGGACCUGCCUUUCUUCAAGAUCAGCGUCAAGUAUGGGAAGAAGAGAGGCCAGUCCGCUGUUUCCUACCUCCACCAGGUCAACGUUGACUUCUUUAAUACCCUCAUUACCUUGAUAAAGGACCACCGUGUGCUGAUCAACGGCACACAGGUCACCUUUCCCUUCGCCACCGAGAUCCGAGGGCUCAGAAUCCGUAUUGUUGGCAACAACACCGUACUCUAUUUUAACACCGGGGUCCAGGUCAAGUUUGACGGCAAAGAUUUCUUUGAGGUCCAGCUCCCUGCAGCCUAUUACCAAAAGGUCUGUGGCUUGUGCGGAAACUUCAAUGGUGAGGAAGAGGAUGAGCUCAUGAUGCCCAAUGACGAAUUAGCCCAGAAUGACGCUGAAUUUGUGGAGAGUUGGCAAGAUAAGGAGUCUCACCCAAAUUGCCAAAAAGAGAGCCAGGAGACCCAAGCAAUACAGCUGGAGAAUCUAAAUAUAGGCUGCAGGAGAGAUGACCUAGUGAGAGCCCAGGAACAAUGCCAGGCGGCCUUUCAGACUCCAGCCUGGACUGAGUGUGCCACCUACGUGUUCCUCAAGCCCUUCCUGCUCAAGUGUGUCCACAACCUCUGUCAGUUUGGAGGCCUACGCCAUGCCCUCUGUGGAUCUCUGGAAAACUUCGCAGCCGCCUGCCGGGCCCGGGGGCUCCAGCCCCCAAUCUGGAGAAACAGCAGUUUCUGCCCUCUGGAAUGCCCCAUCCACACCCAGUAUUCGUCCUGCGUUCCCUCCUGCUUACCUUCCUGCGUGGACCCAUCAGGCCAGUGCAGUGACACCCAAGUCCCCACCAUCUGCAAGGAGGGCUGCAUUUGUCAGUCCAGCUUCGUGCUCAGUGGGAAAGAGUGUGUACCCAGGAGUCAGUGUGGCGGCUGCACAGACGACUAUGGCAGCUCCUUCCCUGAGGGUAAGACCUGGAUCACCAUUCGCUGCACCAGAAGGUGUGCCUGCACUUCGGGAACCGUUCACUGCCAGCAGUUCAGCUGCCCCUCUGGCUCCCGUUGUGAGCCCCAGUCUGACGGCACGGGCACCUGUGACGUUAACACAUCAGAGCAAUGCUCAGUUUACGGGGACCCCCAUUACCGUACAUUUGAUGGCCUCAGCUACCUCUUCCGGGGCCGCAUGACUUACACUCUGAUAAAGACGGUGGACGCGCUCCCCACUGGGGUGGCGCCUCUGAUCGUCGAGGGGCACAACAAAGUGUAUUUGCCCUGGAGCCCCGUCUACCUGCACGAAAUCAUCGUGGUGAUCUAUGGCUACACAGUCCAGCUCCAGGCUCAUCUGGAGCUCGUGGUCAACAACCAGAAGGUGGACAUCCCUUACCAGCCCGAUGACCGUCUGCGGGUUAACCUGCGAGGCCAUCGCCUGUUUCUGAUCACUGACUUCGAGAUGCUUGUCAGCUUUGACGGAGGCAAAAAUGCAGUGAUCACGCUGCCCAACAAGUACAAGGGGCUCGUGCGUGGCCUGUGCGGUAACUUUGACGGGAACAAGAGGAAUGACUUCGUGCUGCCCAACGGCACCAUCACCCAAGACCUCAUCGGCUUUGGCAACAGUUGGGAGGUACACAGGAUCAGUGGCGGCCUCGCCCGCUUCGCAAGGGCCAUACCGGAGGAGGAAGAGGAGGAAGGGGAGGAGUCAGGCUCCGACACUUCGGAAUGCACCCCUGAGCGGCUGGCGCUCGUCAACAGCACCCAGGCGUGUAGGGUGCUGGUGGACCCCCAGGGCCCCUUUGCUGCCUGUCACCAGACUGUGGCCCCCGAGCCCUUCCAGCAGCACUGUGUGUUUGAUCUGUGUACCGCCCGGACCCCCAAAGAGCAGGAGGAACUUCGCUGCCAGGUCCUCAGCGGCUACGCCAUCAUCUGCCAGGAGGCGGGAGCCACCCCGGCCGGCUGGCGGGACCUCACCGGCUGUGCCUUGGCGUGUCCGGCCAACACCGUCUAUCAGAGCUGUAUGACACCCUGCCCAGCCUCCUGUGCCAACCUGGCAGCCCCUAGGGACUGCAAGGGACCCUGUGUGGAAGGCUGUGCCAGCCUCCCAGGCUACAUCUACAGUGGUGCCCGGAGCCUCCCCGUGGCCCACUGUGGCUGCACCGGCAACGGCAUCUACUACCAGCGGGGUGACAGCUAUGUGACCGAGGGUUGCUCUCAGCGCUGCACCUGCGCCAGCUCGGGGGUGCUGCUGUGUGAGCCCCUCCGCUGUCGUGCCGGGGAGAUCUGCACCCUGGGGAACCUCACUCGUGGCUGCUUCCGAGAAAGCCCAUGUCUACGGAACCCCUGUCAAAAUGAUGGACGGUGCCAGGAGCAGGGAACCCACUUUACCUGUGAGUGUGAACUCGGUUACGGGGGGCACCUCUGCACAGAGCCCCAGGAUGUGCCACCCCCUGGAAAACCAGAAGCAUCCAGCUUUGUGGCCAUCCUGUUGGGGAUGCUCGUGCCUGUGGUGGUCAUAGUGCCGGCAGUGACCUGGGAAUGUGUUUCCAGGAAGAGGAGGAGGAGGUGA
This is a messenger RNA of Lynx canadensis (Canada lynx), 8169 nucleotides long. RefSeq names its product zonadhesin (gene ZAN). Lineage: Eukaryota; Metazoa; Chordata; Mammalia; Carnivora; Felidae. Gene Ontology annotation, cellular component: membrane. Gene Ontology annotation, molecular function: protein binding. Bases 1 to 8169 code for a protein of 2722 amino acids. The transcript is spliced from 48 exons. The record is from RefSeq and is a predicted model, not a curated record.